UUGCAGAAUAUGACGCCAUCGAAACACAUUAGAAUAAAAAGUCCAACGAAACCAUCACCUACAAAAGUUGGCAAGAAGAAAAAGUAUUCCGCUGGUGCACAGGCCGACAAAUGUGAUUUGACUGAGAAUUCGAAAACAUUUAUGAAAUGUGGUGAACGGCGCAUCAGUGCAACUCCAUCACAAACCAGUGCUGUGUAUCCCGUGAGCAGUAGUCCAGUGUCGGUUUAUUGUUCAACGGAUGAAUUGUCCUCUGGAAGACGAACACCGUAUGAAAAAUUAUCGGAAGCGUCAGAUUCAGGAAUGAUGGAAAAUCCGUUAUAUAUAUUACCGAAAAAUUUUUCACCUCGUGAUCGAGCAUCGACAUCUGCAUCUCGGAUUUUCUUCAGCGGAACUACUCAGCGUACCUCUAAAAGUCCUUCUUUCUUUACUUCGUUAGAUGAUCGACUUAGUAGCAGUGGUUUGAGUACAAUUGAAAAUCUUUCGUAUAAACCACCGAAUGAAAUGAAAGUUUCACGCAGUACCAUGACACAGAUAACCUUAGAUAGUCCCGUUGAAGGAGGCUUAGAUAUGGAUACUACAAAGCGUUCGUUGAAUUCACUUAAUAGUGAAAGUGCUUCAUUCUGUGAAGACUCAUCAUUGUUCGCAGAUCUAUCAUUACAAGAUGCAGCAUUGAAUGUUAACGAUUUAUAUGUACCUAUGUCGACAGUAGAGCAAAAUGUGUCAAGUAUAUCUCCGCGAUUUCUUGAUCAAUGUAACGAUCAAAAAGAAACUUUUAUCCACGGUGAUGCCGUUCAUUAUAUCUCUGAAAGUGCACAGGUCGGGUGUGAGUAUCCACCUGAGAUACACGCACCAAUCCUACCCAGAACAUCCGUAGGGUAUCAACCACAAAGGCCGUAUACGUUGGAUCUCACUUCGCCACCUACUCCAGCUGAAAGUGGGAUAAGCACUGCAGGAAGUUCUUAUCGUAGUUUUUCCAGUACCGACCAAGGACCACAAGAUCAUGCUCCACCUCCUGUGGAUAUCGUUUCACGUCUGGCCCCGCCAAUACCACCACGAAAUAAUGCAAGGCGUCCUGAAGAUGAAACUACGGCAUUGCAACGUCAACGAUUAAGUCCCGUUUCGCAAUCACCUUAAAGGUUAAUGUUGAUAAUAGGUUGGGAGCGGAAUUGCAUGUGCAUCUUCGAUUUUCAUCGUCAACCUCCAGUGAUGCUAAAGCUUAUUUUCUGUUUCCUUUUUUCGUUCGUUUGUUUAUAAAUAUUAACCAAUUUGUUGUGUAAUUUGUCAUUCUAAGUCAUUCCUUGUUGUGCUCUAAUGUAUGGAAUAUUUUCCCAUGGAGAAGAGACAAAUAGUCCAUUCUUUUUUCUCUUAUUUCUCGCUCAUAGAAAUUGGGAAGUUUUAACUGAG
Molecule: messenger RNA, 1404 nt
Organism: Loa loa (African eye worm)
Lineage: Eukaryota; Metazoa; Nematoda; Chromadorea; Rhabditida; Onchocercidae
Exons: 9
Coding region: 10-1134 (374 amino acids)
Source: RefSeq, a predicted model, not a curated record